AUGGCGAUGAUGAUGACUGGCCGUGUGCUGCUGGUGUGUGCCCUCUGCGUGCUGUGGAGCGGUAUUGAUGGAGUUGCUGAGACCGAGGAACCUGGAAUUGAUGUGGCGCCCGGUGUGGAUGAGUAUUUGGUUGUGGAGUGGCGCGCUCAGCUGCGGAGGGAAUGCGCGGAGGAGGUCAGCAGGAGGACGGGAGGCCGUGCGAAUGUAUCCGCCGUUGAGGAAUGCCUGCGUGAGGGAAUGGAGAGUUUGCAUGCCGUUGUGGAUGGCCGUCGUCGUUGGAGGCCUCAGCGGUAUGCUCUGGUCGCUAAGGAUCCUGAAGAUGGCCCUCCCGAAGUUAUUUCCGUUGGAGCUCCUCCACCACUCCCGGGCCAGAAAACGCAAGGCUCUUUACAGGAAUUAUCAUUGGGGGAUCCAGAGAAAUUGUCAGAAGGAGGUGCAGGAGGAGGAACCGGAUUGGGAUCAGAACAAAUGCAGCCUGAAGAAUUGGCCGUCACCAAACAGAACGAGUCAGAGGUUGAAGGCGAAUUAAUUCGCGAUGAAAACAACAGUGAGCUCGAGAAAAAAGUAUUAGUUGAUUCAGAUCUAACGAAAUCCCAGACGAUGAAUGUGCCGGAGAUUCAGCCGGAAGCGGUUGGUUUAUUGCUUCCUUCACGUGAUGGUCGAGCUGCUGGCAUUCCGGGAGGAGAUUCCUCUGAGUUGUCCUCUGAAGUUUCUCGAUUGUCUGAAGCCAGCGGAACAGGAGGAGACGACCAACAAAAAAAUACACCUGGCAAAGAAAAACAAGCAGCAGCAGAAACACAACCAGUGCCAGUGGCACACUCUAAACCGUCAGGAAGUGCAGGAACUGUGCCAGGAGAAGGAGGACGGUUAGAGGAUCUACUGCCACAAGCACCAGUUAAGGAAACCGCUCCAGCAGCUCCAUCACCGAGGGAAUCAUUUCACACCGCAUCGUCACCAGCAAAGGAGGGCACAGAAAGCACGCAGCCAGCCGACGUUCUUCUGAAACAGGGCAACAUACCAACAACAGAUGCCACACAAAAUGCGACAACCGAGGGUCAGGAGGAAACAACUUCAUCAUCUUCUGCGGCGGAUGACGAUAAUGCUGUCACCAAUGACGCUGACGAGGGCAAUGAAGAGAAUUCGGGCGAUGAUUCCGCAUCUCGUGCCGCAGUGCCAGACGAAAAACAACAACGUGAACGAGAGGAUGGCAACGAGAAGGAAAGAGCACCAGCAGCAACGCCACAAGUAAAAAAUGAAGACCUCGGCUCUGCAGAUGUCGUUUCAGUGCAACAGGAACAGAAAACCCAAAGCGGCCUGGAGUCAGGGAAUGAGUCAAGAAAAGAAGACAGUGUUCUCACCACAAACAAACAACAGGAUGGAACAUCUGACAGCCAUGCCGAAUCAACUCCAACAUCACGCUCAUCAGCAAAAAGUGUUGGCGCCAGUAAUGGCCCUGACAAGGCUACUGAAGAGGAGAUUUCCAAUACAAAUACAGCACGUGUUGAUGCAGUACCAGAAGCAGCACAAGAUGAUGGAAAUAAAGAUGACAAUAAAAAAGAAACACCAGUCGAAUCCACAGCUAUUGCAAAUGAUACGACUCCAACUAGCGACAGUGACGGCAGCACCGCGGUCUCCCACACCACCUCCCCUCUUUUGCUUCUUCUUCUUGUUGUUGUUGCGUGUGCGGCUGCUGCUGCGGUGGUGGCCGCGUGA
Trypanosoma cruzi is the source of this 1713-nucleotide messenger RNA. Its product is annotated as mucin-associated surface protein (MASP), putative. The coding region runs from base 1 to 1713 and encodes 570 amino acids. The transcript has a single exon. NCBI's taxonomy places the organism in Eukaryota, Euglenozoa, Kinetoplastea, Trypanosomatida, Trypanosomatidae. The record is from RefSeq and is a predicted model, not a curated record.